AUGAAUCCUCCUCCUCCAAAUAGAAGUAGUAGCAAAGAUGAAGAUGAUCAUCGUGAUCAGAUAAUCGAAGAGAUCGAAUUUCCCCUGCCCGGUUUUCGGUUUCAUCCCACCGAUGAGGAGUUGAUAGGGUUUUAUCUGAAGAAGAAAGUUCUUGAUGAAAGAUUGAAUCAUCGUAUAGAUCAUCUCAUCAAACAACUUGAUAUCUACAAGUAUGAUCCUUGGGAUCUUCCAAAGUAUUUUAAGGAUGUUGGACAUAAAGAGUGGUAUUUCUUCUGCAAGAGAGGGAGAAAGUAUAAGAAUAGCAUAAGACCUAAUCGGGUAACUGGGUCGGGUUUUUGGAAGGCAACUGGUAUUGAUAGACAAAUCAUGGGUAGUAAUAAUGAAGAUCAGAUCAAAUAUGAGUGUAUAGGUUUGAAGAAGUCAUUGGUGUAUUAUAGGGGAAGUGCUGGAAAAGGAGUUAAAACGGAUUGGAUGAUGCAUGAGUUUCGUUUACCAACAUUUUCAUCACCCGAUCAUCAUCAUCUCCAACACCCUCAAGAAGCUGAAGUUUGGACUCUUUGUCGAAUUCUCAAGAGAGAUGCACCGCACAACAAGUACACACAUACAAACUUGGUUGAGUCGGUAACAAAAAAGGAUAACAUGAAGUCGACCAAUAUGUGUAAUAACAUUAAUGAUCUUAUGAACAAAGACGACAAGAGUUUCAUUAGCUUCACAUCACCAACAACAACCUUAAUCAAACCGAGUCAAACCGAGAAGAUCAAGCACAGUCACCUUGCCCCCGAACAUCAUCAAAUAACCGCGAACCAGCUGACGAACUCAAUGUCUGAUGACAAGCCUUUUGAUCUAUCAUAUGGCAAUAUUUAUAAUAACCCAGAAUUAAUGGAUGAUGAUCAGUUCAUGAUCAAGUAUGCAAACUGGGAUGAACUUAGGCAUAUGGUGGAAUACUUAGAAUCUUAG
Molecule: messenger RNA, 957 nt
Organism: Impatiens glandulifera
Lineage: Eukaryota; Viridiplantae; Streptophyta; Magnoliopsida; Ericales; Balsaminaceae
Product: transcription factor JUNGBRUNNEN 1-like
Exons: 3
Coding region: 1-957 (318 amino acids)
Biological process (GO): regulation of DNA-templated transcription
Molecular function (GO): DNA binding
Source: RefSeq, a predicted model, not a curated record